GUUGGGGACUGAGCCCCUGGCUGUGGGUCACAGUCUGUCCCUGUCCUGCAGUGUCCAAGCUGCACUCAGGGGCUUCAGCCUGGGAUCGGCUGCUGGCACUUUGAUUUCUGCUCCCCGUCACCAGCUGCAGUGGUUUUCAGUCCCUGCUGUGAUGUGCCAGAGAAGCCCCUGAGAGCUCCGUAAUUCCUGCUGGAGUGGAGAGCUCUCAGAGCCAGCUUGGGCAUCUGAAGGACUGGAAAGUCAUCUCUGAUCAGACAGCCGAGCUGCCUAAUUAUGCCAUGAUAUUUUCCACCAGAAUAUCUGCUGUGGAGGAAAUUAUCCAUCCCCCUUCUCUUGUAGGCUAAUAAGACGCAUAAAUUUGGGGAAAUUCUUAGUGGAGGAUUGCAGAAAAGAGUUGAAAAUAAGCUGGGAUUGUUUGUGGUUGCUCGGCAGACCGCUGCCAAGCACGGUCACGGAUCCUUGUUCAGCCCGCCUGGGUACACCGGGGUAAUCCCACCAGAGAAGUUUGUUUUGCUUCAGCCCUCCCGGUGCCUGCGGCUCUCAUGCAGGAGGCAGAGCGGGGCUGUUCUGCUGGCAGGAGCAAAGGUGUGCUGCAGCGGUGGGGAGAGUCCGGAGCACAGCGGGAGGGAGAAGCUGUGCUCCCCGAUGGCAGCCGUCACCACCUGCCUCUCUGCCUCUCCUGCUGCCCCACGGCGGUGCGAGAGCUUCCCCAUGGUGGUGGCAUUGGAUGGGCAGCGGUGGGGCUGUGUCCAUCCUGGCCAGGCAGGCAGGAUGAUCCCCAGGGACAUGGCACUUUGUCCCGCCGGGUGCUGCUGGAGCGGGGCUGGUACCACAGGCUCCCAGCCAGCCUCCCGCUUUGCACAGCAAAUUGAGCGAGUCCCUUUGUUCCCUUCCGGCGGCACUCAGAGCAGAGCUGGCGGAGCUGCUGGGAGCAUCUCGGUGGGAAACGCUCACUGUAAGCUGUUUUUUGCAAAGAACAGAGCACUUCUGUGCUCACAAACUCCUUUUUAAACUGCAGAUCUUUCCUCGUAAUUAGCCUGCCUUGGUCUGCAUAGCCAUAAUUAUUCCAGCUGGCCUUAAAUCCUGACUACCGUGCAUUGAGAUGGGUCUUGCGGCAUUUGCAAUUAUUUUUAGGGUGAACAUUUGAAUAUAUUUACAUGACUGAAGCAGAUCAAGAUAGCAGGAAGGAGCAGAGGAGCACUUGUCUUUUUAAUAGGUCUGACUCUGCACUUGGUGCUGCAAAAACGCCAGAGCUGUUUGUUGUUCCCUCUGAUUUACAUCUAAACAAAUGGACCAGCAUUUGACUUUUUGACUUUUAUCUAGUAUAUGGGCAUGCAUUUGAAACUGUUUAACCUUGGUAUGUUGACUAAGCAGUUGGCCAGGAUGUUAACCAUGGUGCUAAAAAUAAUUUUGGUGGUGAUGUUACUUAGCUGCUGGGAUGGGAAAACACAUACCUGGGCAGGCAGAGAGGCACUGCCUCUGUGUCGUGGUAAUCCGAUGGCUUGAGCAGAAUAAAAGCAGAGCGGGUAGAUGGUGAGCAGCUCAGCGCUUCACCAGUCUGGGUAGGUGGAGUGGGAUGUCAGGGGCUGGAAGGGGAACAGAGUGAGUCCUCGAGUGCAGGGCCAGUUCUGCUGGCAGGUAGGGCAGGGGCAGCGAGGCUGCCUGGCUCCCUGCUGCCAAGGGGCUUUGCACAGGCCGCUGCUAAAUUUGCUCUUUCGUGGAGAGAGUUGAGAGGAGAAAAUGUUUUUCUGAAGCAGUUCUUUGGAUUGUCAGCAAAACAAAACACAUGGACGUCCCGUUCCUUCCACUCCAUUCAGCUCCCGCCCCAGCCACAUAAUCACAAAGAACUUGAAAUCCCUGGGUGAGCCCAGGGGAGGAUUGCAAAACCUGUACUUGCAAAUGGAGCAGAAGAGGGGGAGGGCAUGGGAAGCAGUGCCAGUGUUCGCAGGAGUCCCUCUAGGGCAGGCAGCAGAGCAGGAGACUUGGAGAAACUGCAGGCUUCCUGCUGGAUAUCCUACUGAGACGCAGAAAACCCAAAAAGCCUUAUUGCCAGAUGAAGUCUCCAAGGAUUUUUAGGUAAGAUGCCCGUUGGGUUGAACACUUGCUAGCUGAAAGCUGAAGCGUGGUCACCAGCCUGUGCAGAGGAGAACAGGAUGCGGGUCACCAUGAGGAGGGUGUUGCUGGUGUUGGGCUCAGUGGUCGCCCUGAUGGUGACUCUGCACCUUGGCCAGCAAGUCCUGGAGUGCCAGCAGGUCCUGAGUGAGAGGAGACACAGGCUGAUGAGACCCGAGAAUGAGGAGCUGGUCAUGGUGGACUCCAACCACGUCGAGUAUCGUUACAGCAAGGAGAUGCCCCUGAUAUUCAUUGGUGGGGUCCCACGGAGCGGCACAACACUGAUGAGGGCCAUGCUCGAUGCCCACCCUGAGGUGCGCUGCGGAGAGGAGACCCGCAUCAUCCCCCGUGUGCUGGCAAUGCGGCAGGCCUGGUCCAAAUCGGGGCGAGAGAAGAUGCGUCUGGACGAAGCGGGGGUGACGGACCAAGUUUUGGAUGCCGCUAUGCAGGCCUUUAUACUGGAAGUGAUCGCCAAGCAUGGCGAGCCAGCCAGGUAUUUGUGUAACAAGGACCCCUUCACGCUGAAGUCCUCUGUCUACCUGUCCAGGCUGUUCCCCAAUUCCAAAUUCCUCCUGAUGGUUCGAGAUGGCCGGGCUUCAGUCCACUCCAUGAUCACACGGAAAGUGACGAUCGCGGGCUUCGACCUGAACAGCUACCGAGACUGCCUGACCAAGUGGAACAAAGCCAUCGAGGUGAUGUACUCCCAGUGCUUGGAGAUCGGGCGGUCCCGGUGCCUGCCCGUCUACUACGAGCAGCUGGUGCUGCACCCUGAGCAGUCCAUGCAUGCCAUCAUGAAGUUCUUGGACAUCUCCUGGAGCGACACGGUGCUGCACCACGAGGAGCUGAUAGGGAAGCCCGGCGGGGUGUCACUUUCCAAGAUAGAAAGAUCAACAGACCAGGUUAUCAAGCCGGUGAACAUGGAGGCAUUAUCUAAAUGGAUCGGGCACAUCCCAGGGGAUGUGCUGCAGGACAUGGCCCACAUCGCACCGAUGCUCGCCAGGCUCGGCUACGAUCCCUAUGCCAACCCACCCAACUACGGCCACCCCGACCCCUUAGUUGUCAACAACACGCACAGAGUUUUAAAGGGGGAUUAUAAAACGCCAGCCAAUUUGAAAGGUCAUCUGCAGGUGACUCAGAACACAUCAUCUUCUCACUAAGAAAAUUAAUGAUUUCCAGAAUGCUGCAACUGGCCUUUUGUUGUCCAACAAAGAAGAGUUUGCAAUGGCACCAGUGGAAAUCGGUUAUCCAAGCAUAUUGCUUGCUAAUACUAUUGCCAAAAUGACUGCUAUACGAGGAAUGUAUUUGCAUUUAUUUGCAAAGGCCAAA
Aquila chrysaetos chrysaetos is the source of this 3438-nucleotide messenger RNA. RefSeq names its product tyrosylprotein sulfotransferase 2 (gene TPST2). Gene Ontology annotation, cellular component: Golgi apparatus. Gene Ontology annotation, molecular function: protein-tyrosine sulfotransferase activity. The coding region runs from base 2154 to 3269 and encodes 371 amino acids. NCBI's taxonomy places the organism in Eukaryota, Metazoa, Chordata, Aves, Accipitriformes, Accipitridae. Gene Ontology annotation, biological process: peptidyl-tyrosine sulfation. The record is from RefSeq and is a predicted model, not a curated record. The transcript has 6 exons.